Molecule: messenger RNA, 2043 nt
Organism: Naegleria gruberi
Lineage: Eukaryota; Heterolobosea; Eutetramitea; Acrasida; Naegleriidae
Exons: 1
Coding region: 1-2043 (680 amino acids)
Biological process (GO): transcription by RNA polymerase II; nucleotide-excision repair; transcription by RNA polymerase I
Cellular component (GO): transcription factor TFIIH core complex; transcription factor TFIIH holo complex
Source: RefSeq, a predicted model, not a curated record
AUGUAUGAAGACCUACAAAAUGAUCUUGUUACACCUUUUACACCAUUUUCCUGUUGCUUUGAAAGCCAGGAAGGUACUCUAAACGUAGCUGGUCAUGUUGUAGAGUUUAAAAGUAAAUAUAGUGAUAGAAAAUUUGAUAUCCCAACCGACCGAAUUCGUGUAUUUAAAAGUAAAAAAGAGCCAAAAUUAAAACUUGAUAAACAGCCCAAGGAAGAGGAAGGAAAGGCAACAGAAAAGAAUACAGAAAGUUUUUUGCUAACAUUCACAAAUCCGGACGAUUGCGAAAAAUGUAAAGAGUUGAUCGCAACAUAUAUGACAAGAGCAGAGAAGAGAAAAAAACAAUCUCACGAAGGAAAUAAGCAACUAAAACUACUUGCUAGUGAUGCCUUCCUAAAGAAGGUUUAUGAUGAAAUGGUUGGUGGAGGAAUUAUAAAGAAAGAAGAAUUUUGGGCUCAAAGAAAGUAUUUAAUAUCCUCAUCAGCCUUGACAGCAUCUGAUAGUGGAAAAGGUGGACCUAUCAUUAAGGAACAACGAGAAGGUUUGAAAAAUUACCUUUUUUGUUCUGAUGAUCAUUUUGUUUCAAGUGUAAGAACUGAUCAAGAAACUACAAUUACCCUUUCCAAACGAAAAGUCCAACAAAUUUUUACGGAACACCCUGGUGUUUACCAAUAUUAUAAGAAAGUGGUUCCUACACAAAUGAACGAAAAAGAGUUUUGGGCCAAGUUUAUGAAAUCAUAUUUUUUUAGAACACUUGAUCCAGUGCAUAGUGCUAUGGGAAAUACCACUUCUUCUUAUUCAAAAACUGAUGUGGAUGAUCCAUUAGAACAUUACGAACGAGAAAUGAAUAAGGAGUUUGAUGAAAAAGCAAAAAAUACCCGAGUCAACCCUCUUGUUAAUAUUGCAGCAGAGGAUAUAAGAGAAGGUUACGGAAUAAGACAAGAUGAGUUGAUUCAACCAUCUAAACUAGCGGGAUUCCCUGAAUCUCUUAAAAAUUUGAAUAGAAAAUCUUCUAGAAUAACCCAGUAUGCUUUUAUUAAUGAAAAACCAGGAGAGCAAAGUAGUGCUCCUUCUAAAGAAGUAAUUGAUGAAGAAAAAGUUCUAAAUGAGGAAAGGGAAAAAAUUAAGGAAAUGUUGGAGUAUGAAGAUUUGAAAGAUGAAGCUAAUGUGGAAUAUAUACCUUUGAAAAUACAAGACAAGAAUAGAUAUUUUGAGGGUUUAUUAAAUGAGCAAUCAGCACCAACUGCUGGUACAAUCUCCAAAAAGGUAACCUCCUACCCUCUACGAGAAAUGAGAAAAGCUUUUAAUGAAGAGCUUGCUCACUUGAAACAAAAUCUUGAUCUUGGAUCAGCUGUAAUAGAUCCAAAAUUAGCAACACAGAUAUAUAGGGAAAUAAGUAACCAAAUAAUACAAAGUGGAGAUCGUGAUGAUAAAAAUACAAGUGGAAAUCUUAGUAAAAUAGAUGUGGAGCACAGAUUUAGAGAGGUUUUCGAGCUUGUACACGAACUAUUGAGACAUUUAUGGUCUCUCUUAUCAUUAACUAAAAACGAAUGGAAGUCACACCAUACUGAAAAAUCCGAAAAGAUUAUCCAAAAGUUGAAUGAAAAAAAGGAAAUUCUUAAAACUUUAGGCACUGCACAAACCAAUCAAUGGGUGAAAUCACUUUCUGAAUCGAUUCAAAUUGCUUUGGAACAUUUUAGUAGAAUGAAACAAGGAAACCCAAAUAUUAGUCUACCUCAAACUCCAACUUCUCAAUUCCGUACUGUGGAAGUAACUAAACCAGCAACACCUCAACAAAAUCCUCAAACACCAGCAACACCUCAAACCAACAAACCAACAAUUUCUGUAAACUUGACCAACAAACCAACCACACCCAUGACUAAGAUAAACAUUCCGACACUUUCAAGAACACCCAUGACAAACACACCAUCCACACCUUCUGUUAGAUUCUCCUUGCCUUCCAAAAAGGGAAUUCAAACACCAUCCACACCAUCUAGCAGUGAACCAAGCAACGAACCAGCACAAAAGAAAAUAAAAAUGGACUAA